Medioppia subpectinata is the source of this 950-nucleotide messenger RNA. The record is from the annotation of a GenBank genome assembly. Lineage: Eukaryota; Metazoa; Arthropoda; Arachnida; Sarcoptiformes; Oppiidae.
UUUAAAAAAUAAAACUAAUGUUUUGCUCGUUUUUUCAAUUGAAACGAAAACAAAACACGAAAUAACAGUAACUUUUGCGGUGAGAGAAAGACAGACAGAAAGAUAGGAAAGAAAAUAAUUACUAAAACGAGAGAAAGAAAGACAAAAAGAGGCGAAUAAUAAAAGGAUUGAAGAAAAAUACUAUUAAUAACAAUAAUAAAUAAUUAAAUGAGAGAAUAAUAAUAAUAAUAAUGUCUUUGAAUGUAAAACAACGGGAAACAAGUUUGAAGAGAAGUGUCUCAACUCCGGGCACUCUUGUGUUCAAUUGGCGGACAAAUAUCGGCACUAAUACCGAUUUGGAUCGCAUUGACACCCGUUUUCAUCACUUAUCCGUCAACUCUUCGCCAAACGGUUCCCAUAAUAAUCAUCACAACUAUAAUAAUAAUAACAAUAAUAUCGACAACAGUAACAAUUAUCUAAACCUAAUGCCGACAAUAGUGCGGAACCGGUCCAUAGACUUCCAGAACUCUUCGCCAAUCAAUAAGAUUCGCUUCGAUUUUGGCGAAUAUCACCAGAAGUACGACGACAUCCAAGACGUGCAACGCGUGGCGCCCGAAGACUUGGCCUCACAGAUGACACUCAUUGAUCUGUCGGUCUUCGCCGCCAUUCAGCCCCAGGAGUUGUCGUCCGGUCAGUGGAACGGACCCAAGAAGAAUCACAACUCACCCAAUGUGGUCGCAUUCACGCAGCGUUUCAAUCGAGUAACUUUUUGGGCGAUUCAAGAGAUACUGUCGCACAAGAGCGCCAAACAUCGGGCGGAAGUGUUGAGCCAUUUCCUAAAAGUGGCCAAACGGCUGCUCGAACUGAAUAACUUGCACUCGGCAUUUGCCAUUAAGUCCGCCCUCUCAUCCGCACCCAUCCAUCGACUCACAAAGACUUGGGCCUAUUUAUCGAAAAAAGAUAAGCAAUUG